AGCCCCAUGCACCCAGUAAUCACUCAGAUGGACCUAAUCCACUUUUGAUGAACUUGGUUAAUAGACUUCCUGCUGACAUUAUCAAAGGGUUCCAACUCUAUUCAUUACGUGCACACGACCCUCGCCACGCCCAUACCAUCCUCACAAGCUCUGGCGUGUCGUCAAUAAAUGCUCCCCUCACACCCAAAACUUUAAGGGACGGGUCUAGAAGUUCAGUUACACGUCUGCACCGUUGAAUCUAUAUUCAGGACAAUGCCACGCCGCAAAAGUCUCUUUGUGCCAUUUAUCUCCAGAGACGCAGACACUGGUGCGGAUUUGAAAGUGCAAGCGCAUCGUAUAGACGGUCCACAUGGAGCUCUUGUGCAGACCAGUUGGAUAGAAGAGAGGGCAGAGCGCAGGGGCAAGUGUGACCCGUGCGCUAUUGUGGAGCUCAGAUUGCCAAGGCUCAGAUACAUUGAGCAGGACCGGAGCACCAUCGAUAGAGCGCAAAGGCGUCGGCGUAUGGCUGCAAACUCCCGCGAGAGGAGGAGGAUGCUCGGGCUCAAUGUCGCAUUCGACCGCCUCAGGAGCGUCAUCCCCAACCUGGAGAGCGACAAGAAGCUGUCCAAGUCAGAGACUCUUCAGAUGGCGCAGAUCUACAUCUCGACGCUCAGCGAGUUGUUGCAGGACAGGCCCUGCGGCACGGAAUUCAGCACCACUGAACUUGAGAGCACCGAGCAAGUGCGCACGGCCCCAACUGGCAUGCCAACAGUGAACGAUACAGCAGAAGACUCAACUGUUGAGCUACCUGGGCCAGGAACAUUCGAUACCGCAUGUAGAGACAGUGGAAACUUGAUGCGUGCGCCCUGCGAAGACCAGAAGACAGAGCUUAGAGGGUUUAUGAACCUGUGGGAGAGAACUAGUGGCACAAAAUAACUGGUUUUAUUUGUUUGUGCUUCGUAAUUGUUAAUUUUUUUUCUCCAUAAAAAAAACAUGUUGAUUCGUGUUUGAUACCUUAUGUAGAUUAUCUGGCUCAAGUAAAAACACAUUUUAACAAUUUGGCAUCUGACUUUUUCUCCCCCUCACAGUUCAGUCUACUUUUGCAUGUCUGAAAGUUAUAGGGGCAGUUUAUGCUGCAUAAAAGAGCAAUAGAUUAUUCCAAAACAUGACAAAAGUAUCAGACACAGAUGUACUGAAAGUAGCAAUUUUUAUUCAAGUUAAAAUUAUAUACAAGUAACCAAAGACAUUCUUGAAAUUGGUACAAAGAGCAUGUUCCUGCAUUUGGCUUUUUACACCUUUUUAAAUCUGUCUUUCAAAUAACACAACUGAAAAUGCUGUAUAAAAUAAAUUGGAUUGGAUUCAGAAAAGUAGUCUACCAUUUCUAAAUUUCCAAUAUUUACAAAAGUAUUUACAUUGUUCCAUCCAUUUCCAGAUUUGUGAAUAAAGCUCUUGUAAACUU
Molecule: messenger RNA, 1438 nt
Organism: Salvelinus sp. IW2-2015
Lineage: Eukaryota; Metazoa; Chordata; Actinopteri; Salmoniformes; Salmonidae
Gene: atoh1c
Product: atonal bHLH transcription factor 1c
Biological process (GO): sensory organ development; positive regulation of transcription by RNA polymerase II; axon development
Cellular component (GO): nucleus
Molecular function (GO): protein dimerization activity; E-box binding; DNA-binding transcription factor activity, RNA polymerase II-specific
Source: RefSeq, a predicted model, not a curated record